Anopheles coustani is the source of this 2386-nucleotide messenger RNA. RefSeq names its product cysteine--tRNA ligase, cytoplasmic (gene CysRS). The transcript has 3 exons. The record is from RefSeq and is a predicted model, not a curated record. Bases 81 to 2300 code for a protein of 739 amino acids. Gene Ontology annotation, molecular function: cysteine-tRNA ligase activity; ATP binding. Gene Ontology annotation, biological process: cysteinyl-tRNA aminoacylation. NCBI's taxonomy places the organism in Eukaryota, Metazoa, Arthropoda, Insecta, Diptera, Culicidae. Gene Ontology annotation, cellular component: cytoplasm.
CCGAGUGAUUCAGUCCAUGUAGCAAACUGUUGGUAAUCUCGGAGAUUAACAUAAACAACGAUUCUGCUAAACAAAAAACCAUGGCCAAACGUGUACAACCGACGUGGCAAGUGCCGGAAGAAAAACCAUCGCCAAAGUUGUAUCUCUACAACAGCUUGACACGUCGCAAGGAACCUUUCGUCCCGCGGGACGGCCGGAACGUGCGGUGGUACAGCUGUGGACCGACCGUGUACGAUGCGUCCCAUAUGGGUCACGCCAGGUCGUACAUUAGCUUCGACAUUCUGCGCCGAGUGCUGAGCGACUACUUUGGCUACAACAUCCUGUACGUGAUGAACAUUACCGACAUCGACGAUAAGAUCAUAAAACGUGCACGGCAGAACUUUUUGUACGAGCGAUACCUGGAGCAGGCGAAAGGGUUCCCCUUGGAGCGGUUGCUUGACGAUAGCAAAGAGGUGAUGACGACAUUCCGGGCGAACAUUGCACGGACGACGGAUCCGGACAAGAAAACGAUGAUGGACCGCAUGCUGGAAAAGCUGACCGUGGCGGUCGAUAAUCUCUCGCUCGCAGUCAAAGACGGGGACGAGGGGAAAGUGAAAGAAGCCCAGGAAAAGUUGCUGCACGACUCGAAGGACCCACUGGCCGAUAUGCUCGAUGGCAAGCAAGGCUCGUCGGUGACGGAAAAUGCAAUCUUCGAGACCCUGCCUCGCUUUUGGGAGGACGAGUUCCAUAAGGACAUGAACGCACUCAAUGUCCUUCCGCCGGAUGUGUUGACGCGCGUCAGUGAAUAUGUUCCGCAAAUCGUUACCUACAUCGAGCGAAUCAUUGCGAAUGGGCUCGCGUAUGAGGCAAACGGUUCGGUUUACUUUGACGUAGCCGGGUUUGACCGGAAGGAGCAGCAUUACUACGCGAAGCUGGUCCCCGAGGCGUACGGUGACGCGAAACAGCUACAGGAGGGCGAAGGAGACCUCAGUACGGGCGAGGAUCGGCUAACGGAGAAACGGUCGCCAAACGAUUUCGCCCUAUGGAAGAGCAGCAAGGCGGGUGAACCGUGGUGGGAUAGUCCAUGGGGACGUGGACGUCCCGGCUGGCAUAUCGAAUGCUCCGCCAUGGCAUCCGAUAUCUGCGGAGACUAUCUGGACAUUCACACGGGAGGCGUCGAUCUCAAGUUUCCUCAUCACGACAACGAGCUGGCGCAGAGUGAGGCGCACGAUGGUAGCAGCGAGUGGGUGAAGUAUUUCCUGCACACCGGCCACCUAACCAUCGCCGGGUGCAAGAUGUCAAAGUCGUUGAAAAACUUUGUCACAAUCCAGCAAGCCCUCGAGCGGCAUACAGCCACUCAGCUCCGGUUAGCUUUUCUGCUUCACUCCUGGAAGGACACGCUUGAUUACUCCGAGAACACGAUGGAAAUGGCCGUGCAGUAUGAACGCUUCCUGAACGAGUUUUUCCUCAACGUCAAGGACCUCACGCGCCACGUCCAGACUGGUCUCCCGAGGGAUGCUUUCAACCGCUGGACACCGGUCGAGGCGGAGUUGCAGCAAAAGUUUGCCGACACACGGGCGGCCAUCCAUGAGGCCCUCUGUGAUAACGUCGACACGCGUACCGCCUUGGAUGCAUUGCGAGGCCUGGUAUCGGUUUGCAACGUGUACAUCAAGGAACACCGGACGGCACUGAACGCACUUUUGCUCCGCCGUAUCGCCUCCUACUGCACCGAUCUGCUGCACACUUUCGGAGCAAUCAAUGGUCCACGGGGUGGCAUCGGAUUUCCAAUCAGUUCCGGAACGACUGCUGGCGGCGCAAGCGGCGAUCUGGAACAAACCGUUAUGCCGUACCUCUCCGCCAUGGCCGAAUUCCGUACCUCGGUUCGGGAGCAAGCGCGCGAACUGAAAGCGACCACCAUCCUACAACUGUGCGAUCAACUGCGUGACGACAUUUUGCCUGCGCUUGGCGUACGGCUCGAGGAUCGCGAAGGUGCCCCGUCGGCCCUCAAGCUCGUCCCGGCCGAAGUGCUGCUGAAGGAACGCGAAGCUAAGCGUGCCGAAGAGGCGCGCAAGGCUGCCGAAAAGGAGCGCAAAAAGGCCGAACAAGCGGCAGCUCAGGCUGCGAAGGACGCACAACGGAAGAUCCCUCCGGCGGAGAUGUUCCGGGCGGAAACCGAUAAGUACUCGGCCUUCGACGCAACCGGACUGCCGACGCACGAUGCUGAAGGAAAGGAGAUUAGCAAGGGGCAGCAAAAGAAGCUCCAGAAGCUGCAGCAGGCACAAGAAAAACGCUACCAAGAGUAUCUUGCCUCAAACACCUAAUGCGAGUCGUCCUAUGCUCCCGUGCUCAAAGGUUUUUCGCAAACACGCCUUCUGAAAUAAAUGCAUUUUUAAAUUAUACACACAUA